CUCUACACUCCCAUGGCAACAGCUGCUGAGAACGCCAUGUCUAAUGGAAGCAGCAGCGGUGUCAAGCGGAAGAACUUGAGAGCUGCUCGUCCGGGGAAGGCGACGCUCCUUGCCUUUGGAAAGGCCUUGCCAGAUACAGUGGUGAAGCAGGAGUACCUGGUGGAUGGCUACUUCCGGGACACCAAAGUGGAGAACGCAGCACUCAAGGAGAAGCUCCAAAGGCUCUGCAAGACUACGACAGUCAAGACUCGAUACGUGGUCAUGUCCAAGGAGAUCCUGGAAAACCAUCCCGAGUUCUACACCCCAGGGACCCCGAGCAUCCGACAGAGGCUGGAAAUCGCUGGUGAGGCCGUGACAAAGAUGGGAGUGGCUGCUGCGACCCAGGCUCUGGCCGAGUGGGGGAGGCCCAUCUCCGACAUCACUCACCUCGUCUACGUCUCCUCGAGCGAGGUCCGCUUCCCCGGCGGCGACCUCUACCUGUCAAAGCACCUCGGCCUCAGCAGCGACAUCAGUCGAGUAAUGCUCUACAUGCUGGGGUGCUGCGGCGGCGCUGGCGGGCUCCGGGUGAGCAAGGACCUGGCGGAGAACAAUCCAGGCAGCCGGAUCCUCCUCGUCAUCAGCGACACCACGCUCAUCGGCUGGCGUCCUCCGAAUCCACAGCGUCCCUACGACCUGGUGGGCGCGGCGCUGUUUGGCGACGGCGCCUCGGCGGUGGUGAUCGGCGCCGACCCGCUACCAUCGGAGAAUCCGUGCUACGAGCUGGUGACCGCGAGCCAGUGCUUCGUCCCGGGCUCGGAGAAGACCAUCGAUGGCCGGCUGACCGAGGAUGGGAUCAUCUUUAGCCUGGGGAGGGAGCUGCCCCAGAUGAUCGAGAGCGAGGUGGAGGGAUUCAUCCAGGGGCUGCUCAAGCGCUCGGGGCGAGUGGAGGCGGGCGGCGUGGACUAUGAUCGAUUGUUCUGGGCGAUCCAUCCCGGCGGCCCGGCGAUCCUCAACGCCUGCGAGAAGAAGCUCCAGCUGGCAGGGGACAAGCUCAAGUGUAGCCGGCAGGUGUUGUCGGACUAUGGCAACAUCAACGGCAGCACAAUCAUCUACGUGCUGGAUUACAUGCGACAGGUGAACGCCGCGGCCGACAAGCCGGAUCCCGAGUGGGGGGUCAUUCUUGCGUUCGGUCCUGGCGUUACCAUGGAAGGGAUGGUUGCUCGCAACCUGGUGGCGUGA
This is a messenger RNA of Selaginella moellendorffii, 1218 nucleotides long. Its product is annotated as type III polyketide synthase A. The transcript has 2 exons. Gene Ontology annotation, biological process: polyketide biosynthetic process. The record is from RefSeq and is a predicted model, not a curated record. The coding region runs from base 13 to 1218 and encodes 401 amino acids. Gene Ontology annotation, molecular function: acyltransferase activity, transferring groups other than amino-acyl groups. Lineage: Eukaryota; Viridiplantae; Streptophyta; Lycopodiopsida; Selaginellales; Selaginellaceae.